CCCGGAUAUACCCUACAAGUGGACCGUCCGAUUCCGCCUAGAAACAAACCUAGACCAUCCGUGGAGUGCAGUCGAGUGUGUUUCCCAGCCCUUUCCCCUUCUCGACGGAAUGACUCAGGCCAAGACGGAAGUUCCAUCGGAAUGCCUCUUGACGGACUUGAAGUCCUCGGACUUGAUGGACUUGGUGGACUUGAAGGACGGGAGCAAGAGGUCCUUCAGGGAUUUUUCGGAUUCCCACGUCUCUGAGAGCAUCAGGGACCGGGUCAAGCGCACCUACUUCACGAUGCACACCUAUCAGACGGUCGAGUUCGUCAAAAAUCGGAGGACGGCGUGGCUGAGAUUCGACAAGUUCCGCGCCCCGAUCAUGUCGGUCCUGGAGCGGCUGUCGGACGUCCUGGACGAGAGCGACCCGGACGUGGACGUCCCCAACAUCCACCACGCCUUCCAGACGGCGGAGGGGCUCCGGGCCAGGCAUCCCAAUCUCCCCUGGCUGCAUCUCACGGGGCUCAUACACGACCUCGGCAAGUCGGAGACCGACCCACCCGACCCGAUUCCUCAACUCGAACGCAUCUACACUCCCCUUCCAUCGUCGGUCGGUCUCGAUGAGCUUCGCCGAUUUUUUCCCCCCCGACAGAUCAUGGCAGUGUACGGAGAGCCGCAGUGGGCAGUGGUGGGCGACACCUUCCCCGUCGGCUGCGCCUUCGCCCCGUCCAUCGUCUACCGCGAGGACUCCUUCCACCUCAACCCAGACUACAACCACCCCAAAUACAAGACGAAAUACGGGACGUACAGCCCCAACUGCGGUCUCGACGACGUGCUCAUGUCCUGGGGACACGACGAGUACAUGUACCAGGUCCUCGUCCACAACAAGUCCACCUUGCCCGAAGAAGCCCUCUACAUCAUCAGAUACCAUUCCUUCUACCCUUGGCACGACGGCGGCGAUUACAUGCAUCUGUGCAACGAGAAGGACCUUCGCAUGCUCCCAUUCGUCAGGGAAUUCCAGAAAUUCGACCUGUACACGAAAAGCGAGUCGAUCCCGGACGUGGACGCGCUGCGGCCGUACUACCAGGGCCUCGUCGACCGAUAUUGCCCCGGGGACCUGGAAUGGUGACGGGAUUCUCUUCCUUAGCAAUUCCUUUAUUUUACCUCGUUCUUCGAAUACGGACC
Molecule: messenger RNA, 1167 nt
Organism: Darwinula stevensoni
Lineage: Eukaryota; Metazoa; Arthropoda; Ostracoda; Podocopida; Darwinulidae
Source: the annotation of a GenBank genome assembly